AGCGAGAUGCGGGAGGCGAAGCUGGAGCCCAAAGGGCGAGCAAUGGCAGCGGGCUUUGGCGCUGCUCAGCGAGAUGCGGGAGGCGAAGCUGGAGCCCGACUCAGCUAUAGCGUUGGGAUCAGCGCGUGCGAGAAAGGCGAGCAGUGGCAGCGGGCCUUCGCGCUGCUUAACGAGAUGCAGGAGGCGAAGCUGAAGCCCAACGUCAUCAGCUUCAACGCUGGGAUCAGUGCGUGUGCGAAGGGCGAGCAGUGGCAUCGGGCUCUGGCGCUGCUCAGCGGAUAUUCGGGAUGCGAAGCUGAAGCCUAACGUCAUCAGCUUCAACGCUGGGAUCAGUGCGUGCGAGAAGGGAGAGCAGUGGCAGCGGGCGCUGGCGCUGCUCAGCGAGAUGAAAGAGGCGAAGCUGGAGCCCGACCCCUGGUCAGCUACAGCGCUGGGACCAGCGCGUGCCAGAAGGGCGAGCAGUGGCAGCGG
This is a messenger RNA of Prorocentrum cordatum, 471 nucleotides long. The record is from the annotation of a GenBank genome assembly. NCBI's taxonomy places the organism in Eukaryota, Dinophyceae, Prorocentrales, Prorocentraceae.